Messenger RNA from Acanthamoeba castellanii str. Neff, 312 nucleotides. RefSeq lists its product as uncharacterized. The transcript is spliced from 2 exons. Gene Ontology annotation, molecular function: protein-disulfide reductase activity. The record is from RefSeq and is a predicted model, not a curated record. The annotation marks the transcript as partial. NCBI's taxonomy places the organism in Eukaryota, Discosea, Longamoebia, Acanthamoebidae.
AUGCGCUCUCCCCCCUUUUGUUCAUCACUCUGGUCGCUGGGUGGUCUCAACCCACCGGGCGGGCGCGUGUCUCGUUCGUUGCCGCCGACGCCGCGGACCCUGCGGCUGCUCUCCACGGCGCCUGCCGCGCCCUCCUGUCCCCGCGGUGGUGGUGGCGUCAACGCUGGCGCUGAGGGCGCACGUGAGCAGGUGUCGAUGUUCUACGACGGCAAGUGCCCGCUGUGCGCCUAUGAAGUGAGCCACUACCAGCGAUUGGACAAGGACUUCAAGAACAUUCGCUUCCUUGACAUCAACGACGACGGGGUGAAGGAC